Paecilomyces variotii is the source of this 650-nucleotide messenger RNA. RefSeq names its product acyl CoA binding protein-domain-containing protein. NCBI's taxonomy places the organism in Eukaryota, Fungi, Ascomycota, Eurotiomycetes, Eurotiales, Thermoascaceae. Gene Ontology annotation, molecular function: long-chain fatty acyl-CoA binding. Bases 141 to 494 code for a protein of 117 amino acids. The transcript is spliced from 3 exons. Gene Ontology annotation, biological process: fatty acid metabolic process. The record is from RefSeq and is a predicted model, not a curated record.
CGAAGCUACCGUCAACAUUCCGCUAACCCCGCCAUUUCCCAUCUCAUCUGACUUCUGAGUUGUGCUGCCCCUCCUUUUCUUCAUCCUUUUCUACUCAUCCCACUCUGAGGAACAAAAGAAUUAUAUUUCACAAAGCAGCCAUGUCCAGCUACGACGAGAAGAUCUACCAAGACGCGCUCAAGGCUGCCCAGCCCGAGCUGGGUGACCAGGCUGAGGCAGUUGCCAAGGAGUUCGCGACGGCCUACGCUCAGGUCAAGAAUCUGAAGCAGGCGCCCACUGAUGACCAGAAACUGCAGCUCUAUGGUCUGAGCAAGCAGGGUCUGCAGAAUCCUCCUUUCGACCAGAGGCCCGCCCCUGGCACCUUCGACUUCAAGAGAAAGUACAUGGACAACGCAUGGAAGGCCGUCGUCACCGCAGGAACCACGCCCGCACAGGCACAGCAGCAGUACACCAAGCUCGUCAACGAGCUUAUCGAACAGAUCGGAACCCAAUAGACGUCUUGCCUUUGUGACCGGAAGGUGGUAUGAUCUAGAGCAAUUCUUGGAGAUUGGUUUCUAGGAAUGAACUAUAAUGAGCCCGGAUAUGGAUCAAUGCGAUUUACUCUCUGCUAGUAUAUAGUGUACGAGUGCGCUGGGGUAUACACGCUGUGA